Messenger RNA from Aspergillus clavatus NRRL 1, 1050 nucleotides. Its product is annotated as Eisosome component PIL1/LSP1 family protein. Gene Ontology annotation, biological process: eisosome assembly; negative regulation of protein kinase activity; endocytosis. The coding region runs from base 1 to 1050 and encodes 349 amino acids. The transcript is spliced from 4 exons. Lineage: Eukaryota; Fungi; Ascomycota; Eurotiomycetes; Eurotiales; Aspergillaceae. The record is from RefSeq and is a predicted model, not a curated record. Gene Ontology annotation, molecular function: lipid binding. Gene Ontology annotation, cellular component: eisosome filament; plasma membrane.
AUGCAUCGCACAUACUCUAUGCGCCAGUCGCGCGUUCCCACUGCCUCGCAGAUUGAGAAUCCCCCGCCGCCAUUGUCAUCCACCAAAUCCAACAGAUGGCUAGGGAAAGGUGGAAUCGGCCAUGCCUUCCGCAAGAAUGCGGCGGGUGCCUUUGGCCCCGAUCUCGCCAAGAAGCUGUCGCAGCUCGUCAAGAUGGAGAAGAAUGUCAUGCGCAGUAUGGAACUGGUCGCUAGAGAGCGCAUGGAGGCUGCGCAACAACUCUCCAUCUGGGGUGAGAACUGCGACGAGGAUGUCUCAGAUGUCACCGAUAAGCUGGGAGUUCUGCUCUACGAGAUUGGAGAGCUCGAGGAUCUGUUUGUCGACCGCUACGAUCAGUACCGAGUGACGAUCAAGAGCAUUCGGAACAUCGAAGCGUCGGUCCAGCCCAGCCGAGACCGCAAGCAGAAGAUCACUGAUGAGAUUGCCAAGCUCAAGUACAAGGACCCCAGCUCCCCCCGCAUUGUGGUCCUGGAACAGGAGCUGGUCCGCGCCGAGGCAGAGUCUCUGGUUGCGGAAGCCCAGCUUUCCAACAUCACUCGGGAGAAGCUCAAGGCAGCCUUCCAGUAUCAGUUCGAUGCGCUGCGCGAGCACUGCGAAAAGGUCGCCAUCAUCGCCGGCUACGGCAAGCACCUGCUGGACCUGGUCGACGACACCCCCGUGACGCCCGGCGAGACCCGUCAGGCGUACGACGGUUACGACGCCAGCAAGGCGAUCAUCCAGGACUGCGAGGAGGCGCUGACCAACUGGGUCCAGUCCAAGGCGGCCGUCAAGCCUAGCCUCUCUACCCGGUCCCGCUCGCUGUCCCAGCGCGCCCGCGAAACCGCUGCCAAGAGCCGCGAGGGCGUCGAUCUGUCCGAGCAGGACCAGCCCAUGAACCGGGACCGGGACUCCUGGGUGCCCGCCGGCCAGCACCCCAAUUACCAGCACGAUGAAGAUGGCGAGGAAAUCGCCAGCACCGUGGACGGCGAGACCCGGGGUCGAGAAGAGACUAGAGAGCCUGUGUCUGUCUAA